AUGAUUAGCUCCAUUACUGAAUUUUUGGAAGAAUUGAAGGACUCAUUUGUCCCAACAGUCGCCAAGGCCGAAGACGAGGACAACGAGGAAGAAAAAGGUGAAGAUGAAGACGAGGAUGAAGAUGAUGAAGAUGAGGACGAUGAGGACGAUGAGGACGAUGAGGAUGAGGAAGAAGCUGCUGACCAAUUGGAUGAAUUAAGAGAAGAAUGCAGACAAACUCCAGAAGGUAAAGAAGUGGUUCAUCAUUACAUGGAAUGUGCCGAAAGAGUUCACAAACAACAAGAACAACCGGGCUAUGAAGACUUAGAAUACAAAGAAGAUUGUGUUGAAGAAUUCUUCCAUUUACAACACUACCUUGACAGCUGUGCUGCUCCAAGACUAUUUAACAAGUUGAAGUAA
Molecule: messenger RNA, 399 nt
Organism: Torulaspora delbrueckii
Lineage: Eukaryota; Fungi; Ascomycota; Saccharomycetes; Saccharomycetales; Saccharomycetaceae
Gene: QCR6
Product: ubiquinol--cytochrome-c reductase subunit 6
Exons: 2
Coding region: 1-399 (132 amino acids)
Biological process (GO): mitochondrial electron transport, ubiquinol to cytochrome c
Source: RefSeq, a predicted model, not a curated record